Molecule: messenger RNA, 2861 nt
Organism: Hypoxylon trugodes
Lineage: Eukaryota; Fungi; Ascomycota; Sordariomycetes; Xylariales; Hypoxylaceae
Product: DRMBL-domain-containing protein
Exons: 1
Coding region: 148-2757 (869 amino acids)
Biological process (GO): interstrand cross-link repair; double-strand break repair via nonhomologous end joining; protection from non-homologous end joining at telomere
Molecular function (GO): damaged DNA binding; 5'-3' DNA exonuclease activity
Source: RefSeq, a predicted model, not a curated record
AUAACUCUUACUUACAUUUAUUAGGUAAUUAUCUACCUUACUCGCUGACGACUUAGAUAUUUUAAUACCAAAUUCGCAAUGACACUCUUUAAUUUAAAUCUAUGAUAUGCCCAAUUGCGCGAGAAACCAAUCAAAGUCCUCCACACGAUGCCUGCUCCGACAACAUCGAAACCGAUAACGCCCCGGAGGCAGUCGAAACUCAACUUUGGCGCAGCUGGUGCCAAGGGGAAGACACCGAUCGCGAAGAAGAAGCAGCCGGCCAAUGGGAAUAUACUUAACUUCUUCCAGAAAGUGGAAGUAGAAGAGCAAUUAUUCUGCGCUGAUCCCACGAAUGCUUCUAUUGCUACUACUACUACCACCACGCGCCCCGUCGUUGUACCGAUACCGACGUCACCGAAGACUGAAGAGGACGAUUUAUUUGGAGAUGGGGAGUUUGCCGAGGAUGGCAUAGAAGAAACAAGGUCGCCGAAACGGAGGAAGUUGAGCCAUAACGGAAUUGAGAAUAUAUCAAGUGGUCUUGAAAUCGAUCGUAGCGAAAAGUCCGAACCGACAAAAUCUACACCUCCCGAACAGACGCAGGCACGGACAAAACGGACUCGAGCGAAGGGGCCGUUUUUAGUCGACUCCGAUAGCGAAGACGACGAUGUCGAACUACCAACAUCGAGAAAUACAGAAGAUACUGAAAUAACUGCCACAGCUUUAAAAGCCCAAGAUGUAGUGGAGAAGCCAAGAUCAGUAUUCGUACCGAAACUACCAGUCGACGAGAGUUGUCCCGAGAUCCCCGAUAUUCCACCACUUAAACAAGAUGAAUCUGUAUACGAAGAAUUUAAAGACCUCGAUGAUAUGGAUGGUUUAUUCGAUGACGCGGACGAAUUCGACGACGGCGAAGAGUACCGGGAAAGACGAUUUAUGGAAGAGCAGGCAAGGCUCGAGGCGGAAGAGGCAGGGAACUACACUUCAGACGGCAUGAUAGAUGAAUUCCAAGCCGUUGAAGGCGUCGUGGAGACAUGUCCAUUGUGUCAAGCCAGCUUGGUUGGAAUAUCGUCCGAUCAAGCUACGAUCCAUGUAAAUGCUUGUCUAGAUGGCAACCCGAUACCCCUUCCAAAACCGGAAGAUCCGCUGCCCUCAGACACCGUUGAUGCGCCGGAGGUCAGCAAACGAUUUGCUAAAGCCGCUAUUCCUCGACCUGGUCAGGCGAAUCCUAUUAAUCUUGGAACUACUGCGAAUCAAUCUACCUCAGCUUUUAGCAAAUUGAUGUCGGGACAUGCUGAAGAUGCGGCGUGGGCUUCUGCUGCAGCUGCUGAGCAUGCAUCGCGUGGAAAACCUGCGUACCAACGGACAUGUCCCUUCUACAAGAUCAUGCCGGGGUUCUCUAUAUGUGUUGAUGCUUUCCGGUAUGGCGCCGUAAAAGGCUGCAACGCAUACUUCCUCAGCCAUUUUCAUAGUGACCACUACAUUGGCUUGACGGCCAAUUGGUCUCACGGGCCGAUCUACUGCAGUAAGGUGACGGGAAGUCUUGUCAAAAAUCAACUCCGAACUGCUGCGAAAUGGGUCAAGGAGCUCGAGUUCGAAGAAACGGUCGAGAUUCCUGGGACGGAAGGAGUGACAGUAACUAUGUUACCAGCCAACCAUUGUCCAGGUAGUUCGUUGUUUCUCUUCGAGAAGCCCAUUGGCAAGGGACCCAACAAGAAAAAGCAGCGCAUAUUACACUGCGGUGACUUUCGAGCUUGUCGGGUGCAUGUCAACCAUUCGCUACUGAAACCUGAUAUACUCGAUGCUGUCUCGGGUAAGACGAAACAGCAGAAAAUCGACGUCUGCUAUUUAGAUACAACAUACCUCAACCCACGAUAUUCCUUUCCUCCACAAGACGAUGUUAUCUCAUCAUGCGCUGAAUUCUGCAAGUCUAUAUCAGAAGACGCCGGCGCCGCGAAUGAUGCAUUAAACGGAGUACAAGAAAAAGGCUCAGUAAGCAAGUUCUUCAAGAAAGAAAACCAAAACUCCUCAUCCGACUCCAAACCCGAAACCAAGCCUCCCAAAGACCGCCUCCUCGUGAUCUGCGGCACGUAUUCAAUCGGCAAAGAACGCAUCUGCAAAGCCAUCGCGCAAGCCCUCGGAACCAAAAUCUUUGCCUCGGCUGCGAAAAUCAAAAUCUGCUCCCAACUCGGUGACCCAGAGCUCACGGCGCUUAUGACGUCGAACCCGCUCGAAGCGCAAGUGCAUAUGCAGAUGCUAAUGGAACUCCGCGCGGAAACUCUCCAAGAGUACUUGGAUGGGUAUAAACCGCAUUUCACCCGCAUCGUGGGCUUUCGUCCUAGCGGUUGGAAUUAUAGGGGGGCGGGUGGCGCGAAGAAUAUGCCGGCGAAUAUGUCACCCGGAAGUGUUGCCACAGCGAGUAUUCUCCAUGGACCGGCUUGGCGUACCAGGUUUAAGAAAGCGGAUUUAGUGCCCCAGAGGGGGAGUACGAAGGAGGCUAUGUGUUUCGGUGUGCCGUAUUCGGAACAUAGCAGUUUUCGCGAAUUGGCGUUGUUCCUGACGACACUGAGGGUCGAGAAGGUGGUUCCUACAGUGAAUGUGGGGAGUGAAGCUGGGAGGAGACGGAUGAAGGGCUGGAUUGAUAGGUGGCUUGCUGAUCGGAGGAGAGGGGGUGUGGUUAGGGUGCUCGAGGGCGAUGGUGACGGUGAAGAUGAAGAGAAGGAAGAAGAUAAAGAAGGGCUUUGGGAUGGGAAAGAUGGAAAGGGGGGAGGUGUCUGGUGGUAGUCGCAGACACCGUACCGCCGACAUGGACUAUGCGAAGUUGUCUUGGGCACCUUAGUAGAUCGGUGUCCAAGAAUAUUAAAGAAAACUGCUUAAUACGUAUAGAU